Messenger RNA from Lathyrus oleraceus (garden pea), 1768 nucleotides. RefSeq lists its product as uncharacterized. NCBI's taxonomy places the organism in Eukaryota, Viridiplantae, Streptophyta, Magnoliopsida, Fabales, Fabaceae. The record is from RefSeq and is a predicted model, not a curated record. The coding region runs from base 509 to 1768 and encodes 419 amino acids. The transcript has 3 exons.
UCAUAUGGAUUGUUUUGUGCAUGAAUUGAACAUGAUGGAUGAUAUAAACAUGAGACCAAUGAUGUUUGCUUGUGUUUGAUGAUAAUUUGAUGUUGGAUGGUGGAUACCUUGCUGUUUUAACUUUUUUCUUGCUUUUGGACCCUAGGCUUGGCCUAGUGGUCUAGUUACUAAUAUUUGCUUGGUUUUUCAGGAUCAAAAGCAUAAUGUACAUGGAGAAUGAUACAAGUUGAUUUUAAUUGAUGUUGUGGAUGUUUGUACACUAACAUAACAUUGUUUUGUAGGUGUUGGAGCUUGGGCUUAAGCCUUGGGCUUGUUUUGUGUUGUAUUGUUUAAACUGUUUGAUUGUUUGCUGUACAAUUUGUCUGAUUGAAUACUAACUGAGUUUGAUUGUUUCCAGGUACUUUAGUUGCUUAGUUCCUUGUGAACUUUUGCUUUGCUUUGCUUAAGCAACUUGCAUUUGAGGGACACUUUUGAUCGAGAUUCUGGUUGAGAGACUUGCUGCUCCGAUAUGAGGACCGGUCUGAAGCCCGAUGUUGUAUACAGUUUCUUUGAUCCUGAGAUUGGUGUGCUGAAGGAUAUGGUAGCAUUGAUUACUCCUGACCAUGUGGGGAUGUUUAGAGAGUCCUACGGUGGUAUUCUGAAGACGGUUUUCAGGCUCACUGACUGUGACAGGAGCGCCAUCCACACUCUUCUUCAGUUCUAUGACCCGGGGCUGAGGUGCUUUGUAUUUCCAGACUAUCUGUUGGGGCCUUUGAUGGAGGAUUAUGUUAGCAUCUUGGGUAUUCAGAUCCGGGAUCAGAUUCCUUUCCAUGUUACGAGGGUAGAUCCAGAUGUCCUUGGGAUUUCACGUGCUCUUUAUUUGAGUCCGGAAAUGGUCAAGGAGGGUUUGAAGGAGAAGGGAAAGCUACCUGGGUUUCAUUUGAGUUUCUUGGAGGCUAAUGCCAAGGAACAUGCUGCAAUGGGUAACUGGAAGACGGUUUGUGCUCUGAUUGCUGUGAGCAUUUAUGGGAUCGUUCUGUUUCCUAACCAGAAGAAUUUCGUGGACCAUAAUGCUAUCAGGUUGUUUAUGCAGAGAAACCCUAUUCCUACUCUGAUUGGAGAUGUGUACUACUCGGUUCAUAACAGGAACGAGAAGCGGCGAGGUGGUCUGAUCAGGUGCUGCUCUCAGUUGCUCUUUAGAUGGUUCAUGGGAUAUUUGCCUUCCCGAGGUGCCUUUGUUCAGAUUGAUCCCAGUGUCAAGUGGUCCUUCCGGUUGAUGGGUCUGCGGGCUGAAAACAUUGCUUGGACUCACAAUGGUUUAGCUGGUCGGGACUUCGUAUGCAGUUGUGGGAGUUUACCUAAUGUGCCUUUAGUGGGAGUUCAGGGUUGCAUUAAUUACAACCCGAUGCUUCUCCGGAGACAGAUGGGAUUCGCUAUGGAGGUUCCUCCUCUCGGGCGAGAGAUUCAGGAAUCCUUUUACUUUCCGAUUGAUGGCAACCAGGCCAAGCUGAGGCAAGUGUUAGAUGAGUGGCGAGAUAUCCAAAGGAAGGGUAAGGUUCCGUUUGGUAAAGUCAACUGUCAGUAUUUUCCACUAUUUAAGGAUUGGUUGCGGAAGAGGAUUGAGUCUACAUUUCUACCGUUUCCUGGAGACAAGUGUUCGAUUGCAAGACUACCAAUAUGUGAAGAGGGUCCACAACAUGCUGAGUUAGAGAAUGUGGCUGCACAGGAGGGAAUAAAAGUUGUUAGUGAUCCGGAAAUUGUGGAAGCAAGACGUGGCCGGAGGGAAUAA